Molecule: messenger RNA, 1080 nt
Organism: Lathyrus oleraceus (garden pea)
Lineage: Eukaryota; Viridiplantae; Streptophyta; Magnoliopsida; Fabales; Fabaceae
Exons: 5
Coding region: 1-1080 (359 amino acids)
Source: RefSeq, a predicted model, not a curated record
AUGCGAUCAUUGCAUGAUCAAAAGUUUACAGAAUUUCUUAUUCGCAUUGGUGAUGGUGUUGAACCUACCAAACCAGAUGACAUGGUGAGGUUACCUUUACAUAUUGCAAUCCCAUGGGAAGGUGAACAUUCCAUACAAGUACUUAUCCAACAUAUUUUUCCUAAUUUAGAAUUGCAUGGUUGGGAUGCCCCAUAUAUGGUACAAAGAGCUAUUUUGAAACCAACAAAUGAUGAUGUCCAGAAAUUGAAUGAUAUGAUUAUCGAUCAGUUUCCAGGAGAAGAACAUAAUUUGUUAUCGUUUGACGAGAUUGAAGGAGAUAAUCAUAAUUUAUACCAACAAGAAUUCUUAAACUCAAUUGCACAAGGUAGUUUUCCACCACAUAUUCUAAAGAUAAAAAAGGGUGCACCAUUGAUGUUGUUACGAAAUCUAGAUCCUAGAUAUGGAUUGUGUAAUGAGACCCGAUUAUUAUGUCAUGGUUUAUUUAUGAAUAUCUUGGAUGUGGAAAUCCUGACAGGAAGCAACGCAGGAAAACGGGCUUUUUUGCCUAGAAUUAAAAUAAAAACAUCUGCAAGUAAUGGUCUGCCUUUUGUCCUUAGUAGAAAACAGUUUCCUGUGCGACUAAGUUUUGCAAUUACAAUAAAUAAAUCACAAGGACAAACCAUUCCAAAUGUUGGAAUAUAUCUUCCACGACAUGUUUUUAGUCAUGGACAGUUAUAUGUGGCUUUAUCUAGGGGUGUUUCACAGACUACAACAAGAGUUUUAACCAGGGAAGGAAAAUUGAAAGGAGAAGAUGCCAAACUAGAACACGAUGAAAUCUUUCAAUUAUGUAAGGAGUUGAGACAAAAGAAUGUUGAAACUUGCUUCAACAUGAAAAUGACAGACUUUGAAGAUAAAUGGAACACAUGGAAGGAUGAACAAAGUAUUUCAUCCAUCGACAAACUCGACAAUAAGUUUUUUAAAUCUCAAGAGCGCAUUGAUAAAGGGAUGUACGAAGAAUCGAUUCGAAUCUUUAUAAGGGAAAAAGAAAAUACUUCAAAUAGAGAUUUCAUGUUCGGUAUUCCUCUUAAAGAACGUCAUUGA